Scylla paramamosain (green mud crab) is the source of this 2176-nucleotide messenger RNA. RefSeq lists its product as uncharacterized. Gene Ontology annotation, biological process: regulation of DNA-templated transcription. Bases 481 to 1839 code for a protein of 452 amino acids. The transcript is spliced from 5 exons. Gene Ontology annotation, molecular function: DNA binding. The record is from RefSeq and is a predicted model, not a curated record. Lineage: Eukaryota; Metazoa; Arthropoda; Malacostraca; Decapoda; Portunidae.
CCAGGACUUCCAGCCAAACAACCCGCGCUGCCUCAGUCGACGUUGAUAUCUGUACCGUUGGGUUUCAAACCUGUGUUCGUGUUGUCCAAGUGACUGAGACAGAAAUUAGCCCCAUACACCCCCAGAAAAACGUUUACCAGCUUGUACUGAAAGAAGGUCUACAUUAAUCAGGGGAGGGCUUGGAAGACUCCUCCUAGUGACUGAGCGGUGUAAAGUUCCCUUCAUGUUCUGAUAUUUAGACAAUUUGAAUUUUUUAAGCUAUUUCCAAAAAUGGUUGCAGAAACAAUGAUGACGGUGCUACCCCUGGAGAAAUUGGCUGAUGAAGCCGUCAAGAAUCGGAGAGACAGCUCUCCUGCCGCGGUGCAGCCGUACCAGGACUAUGCAGGACAGAUGAGAAACUCGCGAUAGGUUAUGCAGUGGCUUGUCAGGCCUGGACACGAAGUGAGGGGCCCAUUUUGAUAGCUAAAUGCACUAGCCACUAUGCUUACUUUGUUAAGCAAGAACAUGUGGGGGCUGAUGAAAAGGAAAGCCGAUGCAGAUGAGAGAGAGCAGAGUGACGGCGACCAAGAGAUUGAUGCCCUCGUUAUAAAGGAGGAAAGUGAGCAUGAGUCACAGUUAUCACACCUGGUCUCAGUCGGCGUCGGGAAGACAGAGGACAAUGAAGAUGAGGCAGAGGUUUCUCCAGUGGGGGUACCCAUGUGCUCAUUGACAUGGCACUCAGAUGACAGUAUCCAGUGCAAGAAGUUGAAUGGAAUCCUUUCAAGAGUCAAAAAGAGUAAGCAGAGGAUGUUCCAUGCUAAACAAUGGAUUACGGACUGUUUACUUCCUGUUGCUACCAGUAUCAGUGUGGUGUCCUUGGAAGACAUAGAGAAGGCCUACAUUAAUGACUGCCACAAGAAAGGUCAAGAACCACUCAACACAUUUGUGCUUGCCCGCCUCAUUCACCAAGAGUGUCCAGAGGCAGACAAGUGUCGUCGUGGGUCUCGUGGCAGCCAGAAAAUUCAUUACAGAAAGCUGCAGUUGAGGAGUGGUUCCUCACCCAGCUUGAAGGAUGCUACAUCAACUUUCUCAGAGAACAAGGCUGAAGAGGAGAUACCAAGUGAGGAUUCACCUUCGCCUGCAGAGGCACAAAUCAGGGAUGAGAACCCGCCUCCACCAAACACGAGUAGCGUGGGUGUGGCGGAAGCCCCAAGACAAGUGGAGAAUGAGAUGUACUGUGAAGCCAAUGAAGCUAUAGAGGGAGCAGCCCAUCAGCCUGUGCCUGAGGAUGAGGACAGGGACCAGAAGGGAUGCCAGGAUGCUGCUGAGCGCUUUGCCCAAGUUGUGAAGUCAGUCAAAUUGGAGGGAAAAUUUGACAUGCUUCUGAAGAUUUUUGCCCACAGCGCCUCAUGUAGCAACUCUUCAUGCAAUCCGCUUUGCCUCAUGUUCCGCAGAGUGCGUCGUCAUGUGGUGAAUGCACGCCAUCCCUGCUUUGUCAUGCGCAUUUACUCUGUGCUUCUGAAACUACAUGUAGCACGCUGCAACAACACUAACUGCGGCAUGACAGCAUGUCCGGCCCUGCAAGCCUCGCGACAGAUGAAGCGGGGCAGGGAUGAGGAAUUCCAGGAAGAGCUACAGCACCAACGAUACGACGAGCCUCAGCGCAUUAGAAAGAGAUUCAAUUUGCAGAUGAAGCGAAUCAGGAUUCCUUCACCACCCUCUUCCCUGCCAGACUCUCAGCCCAACACUCCCUCACCACCUGUCAGCCCUUUUCAACCUCCUUCACCAAGGAUUGUUCCUCUGGUCCCCGUGGAAGUAGGCCGUGUGGCCAAGAUUCACACAGAACAUGGAGGUGCCUAGGUGCUGACUGCUCACCAUUAUGCCUUUCAGUCAGACUGGCAUGGCAUGGAUUGUGGGUGAUGGUGGUGAUUGUUCAAGAAACAGUGGCCAACAUGUACAAAGAAGAGAUGCAGCCCUUUGCAAGGAACCCUAAAUGUUCCAGUCGUUAUUCAGGAGAUGUCUCAUGGCCACUAGGUAAGAUCUUGCUAAGACCUCAUAAGUAAAUUUGAUUCUGCUUUCAUUAUGAGAUGCCAUUUAUUUUACUUCAUAAGAUAUGACUAUUGGAAUUGAACAUUUUCUUAUACUUUGAUAUUGAAAUAAAAGGUAAAAGCAAGUUCUUAAAUUAUUAAUUUGAAAA